UUUUCCAGUACUCCUGCUGCUCUUUGACGAUAUCAAAUACUUGAGAAGGAUUUCUCACUGCUUAAAGUCUCCAUUUGCUAGCUAUCAAUCACCUCCCAAUAGCUGCGACGCACUCCUUAGCCUCGCUCACCCUUCGCGUGCCAAACAUGGCAGCAGCCUCAGGUUCAGAUACCGCCCUCAAGUCAUUCUCUCUCGUGAACGACAUAAAGGAGAUCUCACCGCAGGAUGAGAUCUACGCAUAUGAUGUCCAGGCAAACAAGGAUAUCAAUCGACUACAACCCUGGAGCACCGAUCCACACUACUUCAAAUCAUGUAAGAUCUCUGCUGUUGCUUUGAUCAAGAUGGUCAUUCACGCACGGUCGGGUGUUCCCCAUGAGAUUAUGGGUCUCAUGCAAGGGAAAGUCAUGGGCGACUCCCUUGUAAUCAUCGACUCUUUCGCUUUGCCCGUCCAAGGAACGGAAACUCGAGUAAACGCGCAGAAUGAGGCGAACGAGUACAUGGUGCAGUACAUCUCCGAGAGUGAGAAGGUGCAACGACUAGAGAACGCGAUUGGGUGGUACCAUUCACAUCCGGGAUAUGGAUGUUGGCUUUCCGGAAUUGAUGUGGACACACAGAUGAACAACCAAAAGUUCACAGACCCUUUCGUCGCUGUCGUCAUCGACCCAAACCGCACCGUUUCUGCCGGUCGUGUCGAUAUCGGUGCCUUCCGCACAUAUCCUGAAGGCUACACCCCUCCAUCAUCCUCUGGGGGAGGUGGCGACGAAUAUCAAUCCAUUCCUCUUUCAAAAAUCGAAGACUUCGGUGUACACGCGAACCAAUACUACCCAUUGGACGUGCAGAUCUUCAAGAGCAGUCUAGACGAGGAACUUCUAGGCCUGUUGUGGAACAAAUACUGGGUGAACACGUUGAGCCAGAGCCCAUUGAUCUCGAACCGAGCAUACGCCGCUAGUCAACUGGUCGAUCUCAGUGAGAAAUUGGCCAAGGCUUCGGGGAGCGUAUCGCAGACACGGGCACCCAUUCCGCAGCUGCCGAAGGACGAGAAAGCUAACGCCGCGACCAAGAGGGAAGCUAAGAAGGAGGAAACCAAUCAAUUAGCGAAAGGCGUCAAAGACAUCACGAAGAUCACCGCAGAGGCUCAACACGGCCUCAUCUCGCAGAUCAUCAAGGAUGUUGUUUUCUCGCGGCGACCUGGUACCAAGGGAUCGGAGGGAACAGAGCAGAUUACGGAGGUGGUGGACUCGAGCUCGAGUAUGGUCGUUGGCUAGACGAGGUAGAGAUAGUCCGCGAUCUGGUGAGGACUUCGUGGUUUCUUGAAAUGCGAAAGUGUUGUCUGCUGUAAUUUGUUCAAUCACAUCAAUGCCAUGUAAAUUACC
Stereum hirsutum FP-91666 SS1 is the source of this 1373-nucleotide messenger RNA. RefSeq names its product Mov34-domain-containing protein. The record is from RefSeq and is a predicted model, not a curated record. Bases 147 to 1265 code for a protein of 372 amino acids. Gene Ontology annotation, cellular component: COP9 signalosome; cytoplasm. Gene Ontology annotation, molecular function: protein binding; metallopeptidase activity; deNEDDylase activity. Gene Ontology annotation, biological process: protein deneddylation. Lineage: Eukaryota; Fungi; Basidiomycota; Agaricomycetes; Russulales; Stereaceae. The transcript is spliced from 7 exons.